AGUCAAGUUUAUAUUUAUUUCAGUUGACAAUACAUUUUUGCGCAUUUGAGCACAUACAAUUUUGCUAUUCAAAACAUCGAUAUAUGAAAUCGAUGACUCAGCUUGGGCGAUUGCACAUUUCCAACAAAUCUCGCAAUUACAAUACUCACGACAAUGUCGUCGAUGUCCGUGAACGCAAUCCCGUAUCCUAAGGCGUUAGUUACCAAAUUGGGAACGCAGCUGAUUGCCAAGGACCUUCCGGAGAAGAUUGUCGAGCUGAACGAGCUGCUCGACUCGUCGAUGUUCAAAGAGGUCCAGCAGGAGCAAGGCACUCCGGUCCUGCCUUCGGCUGGCAAGGUGGAAGGCCAAGGCGAUGGCUGCACCCAUGAUCAGCAUCUAAGGAAGCUUGCGCGCCCAGUUCCUUGCGAAAAGGCGGUCUGCGAGAUGAUGGAAGUGGUCAAGCCCAUCCUGCGCACUCUGAUAGCGAAUGCGAAUCUCUUCAAUCUGUGGGUAUCGUCAAUGAUACCGGAAAGAGUGUCCGGUGACAGCCUUGGGGUCUCCAUCCAGAAGCAUGUCCAAGAAGAAAUCGUGAAGGUCCAGUCAGAGGCCGAUGCCUACUUCGAAAAGUUUCUGAAGUACUUCGACACGCGUGCUAAGGCCGCUAGAAUAGCGUCCGAGUAUCCGCACGUGGAGGAGUGCGGAAAACUUGUUGUCGAGAUAGACCAGAUUAAUAUAUUAUAUCUGCAGAACAUUGUCCGCGAGGUGCGCAAUUUCUACUCCUUACUCCACGACCUCGGCACUAAGAACUGGGACAAGCUUCAGAACGGCCAAUCGUCGAAUACCAACGGCUAUCACUGAUCACGCAUACAAUAUAUACUAAACACACAC
This is a messenger RNA of Drosophila miranda, 867 nucleotides long. RefSeq names its product proteasome activator complex subunit 3-like. The record is from RefSeq and is a predicted model, not a curated record. Gene Ontology annotation, biological process: regulation of G1/S transition of mitotic cell cycle; regulation of proteasomal protein catabolic process; positive regulation of endopeptidase activity. The transcript has 2 exons. Gene Ontology annotation, cellular component: nucleoplasm; cytoplasm; proteasome activator complex. Lineage: Eukaryota; Metazoa; Arthropoda; Insecta; Diptera; Drosophilidae. Bases 154 to 837 code for a protein of 227 amino acids. Gene Ontology annotation, molecular function: endopeptidase activator activity.